Molecule: messenger RNA, 5083 nt
Organism: Dinoponera quadriceps
Lineage: Eukaryota; Metazoa; Arthropoda; Insecta; Hymenoptera; Formicidae
Gene: Hr96
Exons: 7
Coding region: 1044-3308 (754 amino acids)
Biological process (GO): cell differentiation; negative regulation of transcription by RNA polymerase II; positive regulation of transcription by RNA polymerase II
Molecular function (GO): nuclear receptor activity; RNA polymerase II cis-regulatory region sequence-specific DNA binding; zinc ion binding
Source: RefSeq, a predicted model, not a curated record
GUUGCGGUUGCCGAGGAACGCGAUCCUGUCCACCCGGCUCUGUUUGUUGUUUGUUUUGAAGCUCAAUUCGCAAGGAAGGACACUGCCGGUUCUAUCAUCCCUCUCUUACUAUACCGGCUUCAGUCCACCGGCGGGAAGGCUCAGUCUAUUCUACACGGUAUCGUCGAAAAGAAAACUCCAGAUCCAUCGAAGAACAACUAACUUACCCGCGAAGCGGCGUGCUCCCGCAUGUCGCGACGUGCUCUGCAAAUUUGACGAGUUUAACCCACGAGGCGAUAAUCGUGCUCGCAGGUAAACACGCCGGCCGACGCGUCAUUCCGCGUGAGAAACCCCGAAGAUCAAAUACACACAGAAUCAAAUUCGCGGCUUCACACGCGCGACGCGCCUUCGCGAGGCGUGUUCGAAGAUAUGGCGGAGCGGCCCGCGCCGGGGUCACGUGGGCAGCGCGCAUGCGCGCGAGAGUAGGGACGCUAGUUACUUUCCGCAGAGCGCGUUCGCGCGGUCUGCGUGUCGCGUUGUUGCGUGGUUCGGCCAGCGACGACAAGGGUGGGCGACGGGGAAGGGAGGCUGAGUGGAUGACGACGGAAUGAGCGGAUUGUACGACGGAUUGUGCACGUCGGCGUGUUAACUGGUGGCAAGUGAGCCGCCAAUUGAGCGGCUCGGUGCGACUUGAUCACUUAAGAGUGAUCUCCUUUGUAGGCGCGUCUCCCGGGGGGGCGUUGGACUGCGAAAGCGACUGCGAGACGCGAGCGGGCGACCUGGACGCGGAGGAAGAUGCUGUCGUGAACAGCGCGGUGAAUAAUCGACGAGAAGACGUUAGGUAGGUCCGCGCGACCUGGACUCCGGCUGAGAGACAGAGAGAGAGAGAGAGAGAGAGGUGGGUAAACGUGAUAAAACAAUGUUGUCGUGAGUCAUCCGAGUCGCUGGGAGCGAUCUCCGUGUCGCGAGCGAGCGAGCGGCGACGGGCGAGAGGAGAGGACGACGAUGCCGCCUGCGUUAGAUAAGACGUGUUAAUUGCCCGCGAGACCGCCGCCCCAGGAGCAAUGGACGAUGAACAGCCGGCGAGAGAGGCCAACAAGAUCUGCGGAGUCUGCGGCGACCGGGCGCUCGGCUACAACUUCAACGCGGUCUCAUGCGAGAGCUGCAAGGCCUUCUUCCGGCGGAAUGCGCUGAAGAACAAGGACUUCCGGUGUCCCUUCACGGAGAACUGCAACAUCACGCCCGUGACCAGACGCUUCUGCCAGAAAUGCCGGCUGGACAAGUGCUUCAGCAUCGGCAUGCGCAAGGAGUACAUCAUGUCUGAGGAGGACAAGGUGCUGAAGCGUAAGAAGAUCGAGAAGAAUCGCGCGAAGAAGCGGACCCAGCCGGACAAUGUCAAGGCGUCGAAGAUCAAGAAAGACUGCGUGGACAGCUGCACCUUCGAGGACACGUCGAUGUCCGUCAAUUCGGUCGCCUCCACGAUCUCGGAGACGUAUUUCUGGGAGUCCGACCGCAAGUACGCGGACCUCGACGGCAACCGGCCGAACGUCGUGGAAAGUAUGAGCCCGGUUACGGCGGCCAGCGUGCCGAGCCCCUCGAGUCCACCCGAGAGCACGAACAUCGCCGAGACGAAGACGCUGGACAUGCUGAAGGAGUCCGCCCACGGCUCGAAGUCCAACUUCGUCAGCCGUUCGAGACUCACCGACUUCAACGCGGUGCCGCAGAGCGCGGAGAAGGAUAAUAAGGAUUCCCCCGCGAAUUCGGCGAAGUACGAGCAGGACCCGGAGCUGGGGUUCAACCCGGCAUUCGUCAACACCGGCUCGUCGCCGAAGUACAACUCCCAGUUCGAGGAGGAGAACAUGUCGAGUUACUUCAAGUUCGAGCAGAGUCGCGAGCAGAGCUCCAACGUGUCGUACGUCGUCCGCACCUCCUACAGCAGCACGAGCCAAUCCGAGUCGAGCCCGGCGUCGCAGUCCAUCAAGGAGGAGGCGACGAUAUGUCAGAAGUCCAAGGAAACGUGUUCGUCGAGCGGCAGCAGUCUGAUCGCCAAGUUCAAGCAGGACCCGGGCCUGCUCGCCAAGUUCGUCGGCAACCCGAGCUUGGUCGCCAAGAUAUUCCAAGACGAGCGAGUGAUCAUGAAGAUCAUGGCGGACCCCGACAUGGCCACAUGCUUGGCGGCGGAUCCGCAUAUAACGCAGUUCUUGAAGGAGAACGGCGCGAUCGACGGAUCUACGGAUGAGCGCCACCUCGACGACGAGAUGGCGGGUCGGCCGGCGGAGGUUCCGGAGAACGACGGUGUCUCGGGCAGCGGCGGCACGAUCAGGCACACGAUGAAGUCGAAAGGCAGCCACGUGGAGAAUCCGAUUCUGACGGACUUGAUAACGAAUCGCAACGCGGAGGAAUGCAAGAAUCAAAAUCUGGAAUCGUCCAUUAGUGCGGACUGGAGCAAGAAUCCGGCCGACGUGACCAGGGACGUAGUUCAGGAUGUUCAGAGGAUACCGAUCGCUGCCAACUCCAUCGAGUCCAUCCUGUGCGAGGCUAUCAAGUUAGAAUAUUCAGCGUUUUCUAGUCUUGGCGUGAAUCAAAGCAGUAGGGAGUUAAAUGACGCCGAGAGGGCGAAAUUAAACGAGCUGAUAGUUGCCAAUAAAGCGUUGUUAGCUCCGUUAGACGACGACAUAACGAAUUUGGUCGGCGACGAGUGUAAAUUCAAGAAUAAUUUCGGCCAGUCCGACCCGAUGCUGUUGGACGUCAUCAACCUGACGGCUAUAGCGAUUCGACGGCUGAUAAAGAUGUCGAAGAAGAUAAACGCUUUCAAGAACAUGUGUCAGGAAGACCAGCUGGCUCUGUUGAAAGGCGGUUGCACGGAGAUGAUGAUCCUGAGAUCGGCAAUCAAUUACGAUCCGGACAAGGACAUGUGGAAGAUACCGCACAGCCAAGAAAGCAUGUCGAACAUCAAGGUCGAUGUACUGAAGGAAGCGAAGGGAAAUUUGUACGCGGAACAUGCGAGAUUCGUACGCACGUUCGACCCGCGAUGGAGGGACGAGAACAUCAUUCUAAUUUUGAGCGCGAUCGCCUUAUUCACGCCCGACAGGCCGAGGGUCAUACAUGGCGAUGUUAUUAAACUGGAACAAAAUUCGUACUAUUAUCUCCUGAGACGGUACCUGGAGAGCGUUUAUCCCGGUUGCGAGGCUCGGUCCACAUUUCUCAAGCUGAUACAGAAGAUUUCGGAGCUUCACAAGCUGAACGACGAGGUCGUGGGUGUCUACUUGAACGUCAAUCCGUCGAGCGUGGAGCCGCUGCUCAUAGAAAUAUUCGACUUGAAGCACUGAUUAGCCGGUAAAGUGUCGUGUCGGUUUCGAUUCUGUGCGCGUACGAUGACUCGAUGACUCCGUUGAUGACCAGUUACCGUCGUAACGUAUUCUUGGGGACACCCUGGGGAAGAAACGCGAUAUCGGGGAAAAAUCGUCAGCUAUAUCGCCGAUUUCGCCGAUAUUCAUGAGAAACGCGGCUGCGCUCGAGAAACACAACGGUUGGGUGAGCGCUCCAACUGUCAUUCCUUUGAACUCGCCACGGAUCAAAGAGAACACCUCAAGUCAAAGGCGAUAAUUAUAUCCGACGGUAACCGUGCGACCGUCGUGCUUUCCGAACGCACGAUCCGCGAUCGCAUCGCAAGUUUCUCCGCGUCGCCUCGCUCGUCCGAAUGUUGUGUGACACGCGAUUUUCGAUCCCUCCGAAACGUUAGGAAGGAUACGCAGAAUUAAGCGUAGUUUACGGUAGACAAUAGGAGUAUAUUUCGUAAGUGAGAAUAAGAAAUUUACCAUAUUCCAUAUUCGAAUGUAAGGGGAAUAAUCGACUAUGAUUGGUUAAUUUUUUAUUCUUCUUAUAAAGAUAAUCCUACUGUCCAUUGUAGACCACGUUUUAAUUUGGCGUGAAACGCAACAGGUCAAUACCACACACAUACACACACACGGAUAUGUGAACGAGGCGCUCACACGAGUCACAUGCGGAAGCGAUGUCUGUUACAGUUUUUAAUACCUCCCUCUCUCUCUCUCUCUCUCACUCCGAGCGAAACGGAUUUACGCAGGCACGAUAUUUCUCGUCGGUGUAAGCGACUCGAGCGAUAUAUACCCGCCGAUAUUCGCGCGUAUUCAGGAGUUAUUAACGGAGAGUAGCAAUAUCCAGCUUUGCAAUAAGCACACACACACACACACACGCGUUAUAUCGUUACAUAUUUUAUGGAGUAUCUUUUGAGCUCUAUAUCAUUCUCAUUGCGUGCAUCCAAAGUACGCGUACAACGACAGCGCAGUGAUUCCUAGAUGGCUGUUCCAAUCAUGUUUUCUCCUCCCAGAGAGAUAGAUAGAUAGAUAUAUACAUAUAUAUUUUUUUUAAUCGUCAAAUUUUACAUCUUAAGCAAGCUGUGUAACGAGGCCUGCGUUCACGUUCAAAAUCGAAGAAUUUAUCGACUAUCUAAUCGGAUGUAUAGCGUAUAAUAUAGUAUUAUAUCAUAAUAUAGUACUAUAUCUUACACUCUUAUUAUAUUAUGGAUCAUAUGAUGAUAUAUGUUGUUGAAAACUCGCGUUUCGAAAGAGGAGCCUCCGAGGAGGAGGUAAGGAUUUUAAUGCAAAUUUUACGACGUGAAAAUUACGAUAAUCUAGCUUUAGUCAGAGUAUAUAUAUGAUGUAAAUAAGAGCGAGAGGGGGAUAUACUUGGUACGAGAGUGUGUACGUGUUGUUGUUGCAUAUGUACACGAUAAAUUGUGAUAUACCCGGACAUAAAUAUAUUUUUCAAAAGGGUGUUGCACAUAAUUCUACACAGAUAAGAGUUCCUCGCGACAUAGGGAGAAAGAGAUAUGUACAAGGCCUUUCUACUACCGUAUAUGUAUAUUUAUUUUAAUUUAUGACAAUGAUAAGUGUUCACCUGCGACGUGUCUCACUUACCGGGCUGCGACGGUGCAUCCUGUUCGAGUUUGUCAAUCAUCUGUGUUCAUUACUUCUCGUCGGUAGGAGGCCGAGGAUGUACAGAAUGAUGAGCACUAUGACGGUGGUAGAGGCCACGAAGAAUAUCAAAUUGAGGAAGGAUAUGAAUAAAUAGAAGAAAGUCUUGA